Messenger RNA from Macrobrachium nipponense, 5624 nucleotides. RefSeq lists its product as uncharacterized. The transcript has 12 exons. The coding region runs from base 1021 to 5097 and encodes 1358 amino acids. The record is from RefSeq and is a predicted model, not a curated record. NCBI's taxonomy places the organism in Eukaryota, Metazoa, Arthropoda, Malacostraca, Decapoda, Palaemonidae.
UGGGUGGAUGGGUAGACAUAUACCCAAUUCUCCUCCUGCCUUCUGUUCGAGAUAGUGUGGGUGCCCAACUGGUACUGCCUGCGUCUAGCCAGUGUCGGGUAUGACUUGCUCAGUGUUGGACGUGUCAGGACACCGCUCCGUGUAUCCCUCCUGCCCUGACUGGCGCUGCGGCAGCUGCCCUCGGUAAACCGCCCACCUGUGUGCGUCCUGUUCCUCCGUCCCUUGAGACGCCCACACAACCCGUUGAAAGCCUCAUGCAUAGGAGGACGCCGCCGUGUCCCAAAGUCCUUCGCAGGAGCUCAAGGGGAAUUCCAUGUGAUAUUACGAGAUUAUCUUGAAUUGGCAAGCGGGGGUGACAUCGUCGUGCGUGUGUGUGGCACCGUCUGCUCAGGAGAAGGUCGGCGUCUUCUCCCUGAAGGUCACCGUAACAAUAACAGCGACGACAGGUGCACACACAGCAGCAGCAAGUGUUCAGUAUCCGCGCAUCUGCCUUUCCCGAAGAGUGAAUAUCGGAUGGUAAGAGUGAACUUGAGAAGUGUAUACGGUUUCAGUAGUUGUUUCAUAUUUAGAUAGUGUGAAGUGGUGGCACUUAUUCGAGUGCUUUUGGAGCAGAUGCGACACACUUAAUCCCCAAACAAGUGCAGGGCAGGUGCGGCCGAAGGCUUCAACGACGAGGGCCCUUCCUCGGUUGAGAGUAACCGUGUCGCAAGUGUGCGUGCAGGUGCGGGCCACGUGGCGACUGAAGGUCCCCAGAGAGGAGGGGUUCCUCCUUCGGCGAGGCCAUGGUGGUCCAGGGGCGCCCCUCAAAGUGGUGGCCCUUGCUCCUCAGGCACUCAUGAAGGACCCUUUGCUUCUUCAGACGUGGCAUCCUCCUCCUCCUCCUGCUGCUGCUCCUCCUGCUGUUCCUCUGCUGUCUCCUGCUCACCUGAGAGUGGUGUUGGGGUGGCCACACCUGCUGCCUUAGACAGCUCACGAGGACCCGGUGGGCCGGCCCCCCAGGGGCACGAUGCUGGCAGGACCAUGGUGGCCCGCAUGGUGUGGCCCGCCAUGGUCGUCCUCCUUAUUUUGGCCGUGGCUGGACCAUGUCUCACCUUCUAUCUGCUAAUCAAGGACUACUGGGCAGAAGUAUCUUCGCUACGACGGGAUCUGCUCUUCUGCCAGCUGGGCUCAACUGACCUACCUCUGUCGUUCGACUUCGACCUAGACUUUCCUCCGACCACAGGCCUCCCACCUCCAAUGCCCCAAGCACCACAACCUCUAGUCGCCACCACAGCCGCUCCUACGCCCCCUUCAAUCACUGCCCGUUCUACUAAAGGAACCGCAUCACCCGCUACAGAUAUUUCGCCUCCGGUGACUACUGCCGGUACUUCUUCAGAAGAAACGACCACUGAUGCACCCUUGACUGACUUUCCGACAGCGCCCCCAAGUUCGAUAUCCUUCUCCUCUACAACUACUCUACCUUCUUCUACUUCAAGCCAACCAACAACGACAGGAGCGUCUGCCACUGAGAAUCCUUCAACGCUUUCAUCCACAGAACGUCCUUCUCAGGACCCUCCCACGACAACUUCUAUUCCUGCGAGCAGGAACACACUAACGCCCAUUCCUUCUCCCUCUGCACCUUCAGCAAACCCAACGUUUCCAAUUUCACAAGAAGGAUCCCUUAUUAAGCCAACAGAAAAAGGACCGACCAGAGGGCCCUCUUGGGGUUCCUUUAGAUCCGCAAAGGAACAGACUCAAUCUAGAGGACCCAGUGGUUUCCUUGGAGAGUCGACAUCUAGAGGGAGAGGCUGGGUUCCUACCCGACCACCUCGAAGUCUCGACCGAGUUAUGUCCGACGAUGCCCCACAUGCAGCUGAUACAGCUGCUGCCGAUCAGGAAUACGUCGCUUUACUGGAACGUCAACUGAGGGACUUAAGGGCGCGGGUGAAGGCGUGCAGGUCAUGCCUUACGCCACCUCAGAGAACCAGGGCCACAUGCGGCGGAGGUACGGCCUGGAGGGACCAUCGCAAGCGAGAGAGGCAACUGCGGAGCCGUCAAAGAGCACAGAGGAGAGAAAAGCGUCGGCGAAUCAAAGCUCUUCAGAAUAACAACACCACAACUACAACCGAGCCAUCCACAACGACCACGGAGGAAGAAGAGAAUACCAACAAUCCUGUGCAGGCGGAUGUCACUUCGUGGUUCUCGGAAAGCGAUGCCAAAGCUGAGAACCACCGAGCCCGCCAGAACCACCGAAUGAGUACCGACUUCCGGCGAGGGUUCAACCAGAAGAUCUCGAGGAUGGACGAAGCUUUGAUGCAGUUCACGGACACGCAAGCGGCCUUUUGCAAGGAACUCAGAGACAACCUUGGAGGGCGGCUAGAAAAGAGGGGCCAGGAAUUAGGGGCUCUCUCCGAUCAGAUAGCAGCUCUAGUCAGGACGUCGACGAUGCAGAUUAACGAACUUGAAAAGGUGGCCUCCUCACAGUUGUAUUCUAGCCAAGCAAACAUCGAGAAGAGUAUAGCCGUCACGCAGGCUAUAAGGGAUUCGCAGAUCAGAGCGAUUCAGGGCUACCACAAAGAAACCUUUCUGCCAGCUGCUGCGGCAAUAGCGACACUGCUCUCCGACCAAGCGUCAGCGGCGACUUCCAUGGGCGUCGAACUCAUCACUAAGGUUGAGAUGCUGCAAGACAUCUACCUGACCUACGCGACGCAGCAGGCUGACAACUUCCAGAAAGUCUUGGAAGACGUCGAAAUGUUUGCCUCCAAACACACAAACUUAGUCAUGAGGACGAAAGACCACUCAAACCACCUCCACAUCAACACCGAAUCUUUCAUUAGGGAACUACAAACCCGAAUGAACAACGUUGUCAAGGAAUUAGUUCUCAUAAGACUCCAAAGCCAGAAUUUCGUCUCUGUCAGCAACAACACUCACAAUGAUGUCUUCAACAGUCUGAACAAAACCGAAGCAGCGGUCGACAAUUUAUCGGAAGGUCUAAGACAUCGCAUCCUGGCCGCCAAGGAGAAAGAGCAGGAUUUUCGAAAGACAUUCAAGAUGGAGACAAAUCAGAUAAGCGACAAGGUAGAAAGUGGUAUCAGUCAGGCACUAGUGUCCAACCACGCCUCAGUCAGUCAGAUAGAAGAAGCAGAGCUGGACACGCGGGUGUAUGUGGGUUCGGCUGUAGCCGCCUGGAAUGAGCUCUACCAUAACCAGGAAGCCGAGCUAAGAGAGGAGUCUGACAGGCUCACGAACAGCCUGCGUAGUCAUACCCACCAUGCCCAGAACUUCCUCUCUGACCUGCGCAACGCCGCUGAAACCCAUGAACAAGUGUUGGAGGAGCAGAGGAUGGAUUUCCAGCGAUUUGUCCGGAAGAGACAAGACGCCUUGGACAACCAGUGUUCAGCCAUUACUGACUGGGCAAUGCUCAUGUCUUCGGAGCUGCGAAGGCGAGACGAGGAUCUCCACAGGUUCCUGAACGAGGAUCUCCAGUACACAACACUGACGGUGCACGAGGACACAGACGGUUACCUGGUGUCGAGGCUUCCAGACGGAUCCCUGGUGUACCAAUCGUCUCCUGCCCACGCUGCCCACCCACCACCCAAUGUAACGUACCAGUUAGACGAGACUGUUUAUAGCACUGGGCCAGCCUCAUCUACGUCACAUUCUAGUCCCCAAAAACCUCAGUUGGAAAAGACGGUAGUCAAAUCUGUAAAUAGCAAACACAGUAGUCUUAGGGAAAGCAUCAACCUUAGCAAGAAAGACAACGCCGCCGAUAACACCAUCGUCUCCGUCAACACCACCACCAGUGGCAAUGAGACUUCCAGCAGAGGAGGAGGAGGAGAACAAUUGGUUCGGGUGACGGCGGAAGACGAGCAGGAGGAGAAGCAACUGCCGGAGGACAGCUGGAAACUGACGGAGAAGUACGACGUCCUAGAGGAGCAGAAUAACAGGAUCGCCGAUAUCUUUGGAGACGGACGACCGGAGCAGAUCGAUUUCAGCCACCACAGCAAGACGACACGGAGCGAGGGCUCCUCACUUCAGGAAAUCAAGGCUAUAAACGACGACGACGUCAAAACGACAACAGAGAGAAGUGUCAAAGGUUCUUACGUCGUCAAUCUAACUGACGCAUAUUCAAAAAGUGACGGACUGACAAACGCUUCCUCAGUAAUGGCGACUCUCUAUGAUGACCAACCGAAAAAUGGAGAACUGGACAGUAAUGCAACGGAUAGUAGAGGUGCCGUGCUCAAGAGGAGACGAGGAGAACUCAGGGGCUCGGAAAGCAGACAAAAUGAUGGUACUUACGAGUCUCAAGGAGGAGUGAGUACCUGCGGAGGAAUGAACCUUCUAUUUUCGAAAGAUGGACAGACAACGUCAGUGUCAGGAAAGGGGGCAGCGAACGAGAAAUUCUACGAUGAUGACGACGAGGGAAUAAAGAAGCUGAGAAAAAUUCUACAAGAAGCCCAAAAAACCAUCGAGAAAUUCCAGAUGGACUUCCAUAUCGAUGACAGCUUCCGCAAGAACAAGCCUCCGUUGAGGUUGUGGGAGAGACUCAAAAACGAAAAAGACAUCGAUGAAGAUGGUGACCCAGAUAAACCCAAAAGUGAAUCAUCAAAUGGUACCUCAGUACAUAACGACUCGUACAAAAUAAUGAAUACAAGUAUUGGGAGCAUCGAAAACGAGCCUCAAGACCAAGUUUUAAAACAUAGCAACGAAACUUCGGCUAUAUCAGGGCACCACCAUAAAAUACGUCACCAGCAUCAUCAUAAAUUACACAGACAAACAGAAGAAAGUUCAUUGAGGCCCGUGAACAAAACGGUACCAGAGCAAGAAAGAUUAUCUUCUGAUUCGGCAUCAGAGGUGCCAAACACAACUACCUCUUUACCCGCAGAACUACUAGACGGUCCAUCCACCCUGGGCUCAACUGAAUUCACUGAAGCUUCUCCAAGUCAAAAUAACUCUACAGCGAUGUCACCAGUACAUGCAGAGGAUGGUAUCGUAAAUGAAAACUGGGACAACAACAUAAAAGAAGACGCUGAUCUCGAAAAGGGAGCAUCCAUCACGUCGUUAAAGCAAAAAGAAAACAUCCAGGUGCGAGAAAAUGGCACAAGCAUAUACGAUUAAACGCGUUCUGCAGAAUAGUUAACUAUCAAAGUUAAUUUCAUCCUUAGCUCAUUGGUGACUUAAACAUUUCAAGGACGUCUAUCUCAUAUAAACAUCAACCAAAAGAUAUAAUUUCAAUCAACAUAUAAGCUAUUUUUACAGAUAAGAUUUAACUGCCAAUACUUUCGAGGAAAGAAUGAUAGUUAAAAAGUAAAGGCCUCUAGCACAUCCUCGAUCCAAGCAUAUACACGAAAUCUAAAUGAUAAUUCAAUCAUUUCUUCAGUUUCAGGAUUGCCAUUCAGCAAAUUAAGAACCGGGCGCAACUAAAUGUUGGUAAUAAUGACAAAUCUGAAAAAUGUUUUGCGUCAUGCAAGCAGUAAUUGUUUUCGAUUUUUGCGUUUGAACCAGGAAAUAAGAUUACAAAUCACUGCAACAGUCAUGAGAAAGAAAGUCCAAAUCUCUGCAGCAAUCAUGAGGAAGAAAGUCCAAAUCUCUGCAGCAAUCAUGAGGAAGAAAGUCCAAAUCACUGCAGCAAUCAUGAGGAAGAA